ACAACAACACGCAGGUGGUCUACGGGCUGGUGCAGUGCAGAAGGGAUUUGGCGCCCAGCGCCUGCACCCGAUGUCUCAACGGCCUAUUAGGGAACAUGACUGCAAAGCUGCCUAACAAUACCGGUGGCACCAUGACGAGGUUCAGCUGUAUCAUCAGAUACAACCUGAAUUUCUUCGAAGUCAGCAUUCCUGCUCCAGCCAGUUCAAAGCGCAACAAAAGGCUACUGAUCAUCGUUGCUUGUUCAGUCUUGUGUCUGCUCAUGAGUGUUUCUGCGGUAUGGCUCUUCUCGCACCGGCUGGGUAAAAGGAUCGACGAGACAGAAGAAGAAGACUUGUUUGAUGAUGAGGCAAUGGCAGACGAAUUCCGGAAAGGGACAGGACCCAAGCGAUUUCGCUAUAACGAGCUGGCAAACGCCACUGGUAACUUUGCAGACAGCGGAAAGCUUGGGGAAGGAGGUUUCGGGUCAGUAUACAAAGGAUUCUUUAAGGACAUAAACCUUGAUGUCGCGAUAAAAAGAGUAUCCAAGAGCUCAAAACAGGGGAGGAAGGAGUACAUCUCUGAAGUGAGGAUCAUAAGCCGUCUUCGGCACCGCAACCUGGUGCAGCUCAUCGGCUGGUGCCAUGGUGGCGGGGAGCUCCUUCUUGUCUAUGAGCUGAUGCCUAAAGGCAGUCUUGACACUCAUCUUUACAAUAAAGAGGAUAUACUGACAUGGUCGGUCAGGCAUCAGAUUGUGCUAGGGAUCGGUUCCGCACUUCUGUACUUACACCAAGACUGGGAGCAAUGUGUGUUGCACAGGGACAUCAAGCCUAGCAACGUGAUGCUCGACGCAUCCUUCAGUGCAAAACUCGGCGAUUUCGGCCUCGCGAGGCUCGUCGACCAUUGCCAUGGGUCGCACACCACAGAGCUCGCCGGCACAAUGGGGUAUAUGGACCCAGACUGCAUGGUUACUGGCAGGGCUAGCGCCGAGUCCGACAUCUACAGCUUCGGCGUAGUCCUACUUGAGGUUGCCUGCGGGCGAAGGCCCGUUGUAGUUUUGUUGGACGGCACCGUGGUCCACUUGGCACAACGGGUGUCAGAGCUGAACGACCAAGGAAGGGCCCUUGAUGCGGCCGACCUGCGGCUAAAGGGGGAGUUCGACAUCCAAGAGAUGGAGCGUGUGAUAGCCGUUGGACUUUGGUGUACACGCCAUGCCCCGAGCUUGAGACCGUCCAUCAGGCAGGCAGUCAACGUACUAAGGUUUGAGGCUCCACUUCCAAUCCUCCCAGCAAGGGGGCCGUUGCCGGUUGGCUAACCAGGUUCUCUUCUUCGAGGUUUUGCUUGUGUCUGAUCGAACCAUACCUCCACUCAACACCCAAGUUGUUAGAUUCUAGGUAUUUGGAUAGACCAAUCACCACUGGCCGUGUACAUAGAUAGGCUUUUUUUUUUAAUUCUCAUCAGGUGAAACUCCCCUUCUCCAUUUGAAAUGGAAAUGAAACCCCUUUGUCUUCCAAACAACCUCUCGUUAAUUUACGGGUCUAAAAGCAAUGAAGCUUAAGGAAGAUGAAGAACUCAGACUAGCAGAGGAAUAACCAACAUCAACAUAUGUACUAAAGGAUUCAGUCCUUCCUCGAGGAACUGUCUCAG
Molecule: messenger RNA, 1624 nt
Organism: Brachypodium distachyon (stiff brome)
Lineage: Eukaryota; Viridiplantae; Streptophyta; Magnoliopsida; Poales; Poaceae
Product: L-type lectin-domain containing receptor kinase IX.1
Exons: 3
Coding region: 96-1292 (398 amino acids)
Biological process (GO): protein phosphorylation
Cellular component (GO): plasma membrane
Molecular function (GO): ATP binding; protein kinase activity
Source: RefSeq, a predicted model, not a curated record